This is a messenger RNA of Triticum turgidum subsp. durum (durum wheat), 834 nucleotides long. NCBI's taxonomy places the organism in Eukaryota, Viridiplantae, Streptophyta, Magnoliopsida, Poales, Poaceae. The record is from the annotation of a GenBank genome assembly.
AUGUCUCAUCUUCAUCUAGUUUUGGAAAUCUUUGCGUUAUGCACCAUAUUUUUUGUGCAUCAAGGCCUGGCAGAUCAACUUACUCUGAAUACCCGUGAGUUUGCCGUACAUUUGACGGAUGAUAAUGACAAGGGAUACUAUGGAAUAUCUGCUAACAUGGAUGUGUAUGGACACAAUAUUAAUGUCGGACAACUGUCAGCGGGUGCAAUUUGGAUUCAUAACUGGGAAGGUGAUGUUAACAAAAAACUCAAUACAAUUAUUGUUGGUUGGGUGGUUUGGCCAUAUCGAUUUAAUGACUCGCGUACUCACCUUUUUACAGUUUGGACAAAAGAUAAUCAUCAAAGUACAGGGUGUGUCAACCUCGAUUGUCCUGGCUUUAAACUCGUGAAGGGGUCCACCAUAUCUCCUGGUGAUAUCAUAAGUCCUGUCUCCGGUAUCAAUAGGAAACGCCAAACGAUUACUAUUAGAGUGUCCAAGGAAAGUUCAAGUGGGGACUGGUGGUUGUACUAUGGCAUCAACGGUGUCCCAAUUCUAGUAGGUUACUUCCCAGCAUCACUAUUUGACAGCUUAUCUACAAAAGCCACUCAAAUCUCAAUUGGAGGGCAUGUUCGAAGUACUAGAAAUACUAUAGCUCCUCCUAUGGGAAGUGGAGCCUUUGCCUCUAACCCUGGUCAAGCUGCAUCUAUCCAUGAUAUCUGGCUCAUCCACAAGGAUGGUAGAAGCACCCCAAUUGGCAAUGAUGCACGCAGUAAAGUUACAGAUGGCAAGCUCUACUCUGCUUCACCCAUAGGAAGAGCUCAAUUCUUUUAUGGAGGCCUGGAAGGGAAAUCUUAG